AUGUCUAUGACGCACGACUUGACCCAGCUGGCAUUGUCUUCCCCGGCCCGAGAUGGUGACGCAUCUAGGAGCCCUGGAUUGAAAUCUUUCUCGUUGGGAGAUGGCAUCGUUGUCUUUUCUGGUGGCACAGCUGCCAACUCGCUUGUCGAUGUGUUCGAGCAUGUGCGUGAGGCCAAGAAGUGCACGCUACACUACGUAAUACCCAUCUCUGAUAAUGGUGGGAGCACCAGUGAGGUGAUUCGAGUCUUCGGUGGACCAGGCAUUGGAGAUGUGAGGUCCCGUCUCGUGAGGCUCAUCCCUGAGAAUGGGGACAAGGAAACCACCGCUAUCCGCCAAUUCUUCAAUCACCGUCUUGCCAAGUCGUAUGAAGAGGCUAGGGCCGAGUGGGUGAACAUCGUCGAAGGGACACACCCCCUCUGGAACAACAUCUCCUCACCAAGAAGAGAGCUCAUCCGCUCCUUCCUUAACAGCUUCAAUCAGGAAGCUGUCAAACGCAUGAGGCCAAGUAGCCGCUUCGACUACUCUUCCGCGAGCGUAGGCAAUCUUUUCCUGACGGGAGGUCGCCUGUUCACUGGGAGCUUCGAGGCCGCCAUCUACCUCUUCAGCUCCAUUUGCAGUGUUCCCGAAAAGGUCGCUGUCCUGCCGGCACUAAACAGCAACUUUGCCCACCAUAUCGCCGCGGGCUUGGCAAACGGAGAUGUUAUCACCGGCCAGAAUGAUAUCUCCCACCCCAGCGUACCGACGGCUGCAGUACCGAGUUCCGAGGCCUCUCUGAAAAGGCAGAGAGACACCGAAGAGCACGAUAAAGUCGAGGACGCAAACUUGCCGGGCACGCUGCCGGCCCUGCGGAAACCUGCCAUCUCGUUCUCGAAAGAGGACGAGGAAGAGCUCCCCGCGCGUAUCGAGAGAGUGUGGUAUAUCAAUCCGUAUGGCCAGGAAAUUCGCAUCGCCGCCAAUCCGCGUGUGAUUGAGGCGUUAGAGAAGUGUGACAGUGUUGUUUAUAGCAUCGGCUCCUUAUUCACCUCUCUCAUUCCCAACCUCGUCCUGAAGGGCGUGGGCGAUGUUAUCGCUUCCAAUCCCGCCAUCAGGAACAAAGUGCUUAUACUUAACGGCACCCUUGAUCGAGAGACCGGACCCUCCACUAACCCUUUUUCAGCCCUUGAUUUUGUGGCGGCGAUCGCGAGGGCAUGUUCAUACUCCCGAGGCAAAGAGCCACCUACAGAGGACGAAUACUGUCUUUACGUGACACACGUUAUUUAUCUUGAGGGUCCUGUUUCACCUGUUGUUGAUAAGAAGUAUUUUGAGAAGCUAGGGAUUGAGACCAAUUAUAAGACCAUGGCGCCAAUCAAGGUUGGCAUCGUAGGCUACGGCUUCUCCACCAAAUGCUUCCACCUCCCUUAUAUCCUACCCAACCCAGAUCUCGAAGUCUACGCCUUCUUACAGCGGGCGGCGCCGCCCUCCGAGGACCCUACGAGGAAGCUCAGGAUGGGCCAUUGUACUGUCGAUUUUCCCGAGAUCAAGCACUAUCGGACAGCCGAUGAUUUUUUUGCCGAUCCAGAGAUUGAGCUUGUUGUCGUGUGUACUUCGACGCAUGAAGAGUUUGUGGAGAGAGGCUUGAAGGCUGGAAAGCAUGUGGUUGUUGAAAAACCGUUCGUUACUAGCAGCGCCAAGGCAGAUGAGCUUAUACAGCUCGCAAAGGAAAAGAACAAGAUAUUGACCGUCUUCCACAAUCGAAGAUUCGAUAGUGAUUUCCGUACCUUGGAAAAGCUCAUCGGCCUGAAGGCCCUCGGCGACAUAAAGGAUGCCGAAAUUCACUUCGACUUUCGCUCUCCGGGCUGGGUUACUUCAUGGAACACGAAGGAAUACUCUCCUGGGCAGGGAAUGGCCUUCGGCCUAGGAACGCAUACCCUCGAUCAAGCGCUCGCCUUGUUUGGCCGCCCAGCCUCCGUCACCGGAUUCCUCCGCUCCAACAGAGGUAUAGUCAGUGACGUAGACGACACUUUCACUAUAAUCCUCCAGUACGACGGUGAUCAAAGGGACUUGACAGUUACUGUCAAGACAGCCAUCGUCACACAUAUGAAGAACCAGCUCAAGUUUUUCAUCCGGGGCACCGAGGGUACUUACUUGAAGUUCGGUUACUGUCCCCAAGAGGCAAGGGCCAUAGCCGCUCCCGGUCAACCCGCCACCGACCCUGACUUUGGCAAGGAAGACCCUAGCAUCUGGGGCGAGCUCUCCACGACACGAGAGAUUGAUCCCAACUCACAAAAGUACGAUGAGCAGAGCAAGCUGUAUAUUGGGAGGUAUCCUAGUUUGGAUGGUUGGUGCAGGGGAUACUAUGAAAACGUUGUGGAUGCGAUUUGGGGUAACGGUGAGGUAAAGAUCAAGCCGGAGGUGGCGAGGGAUGGACUGAGGAUUAUUGAGUUGGCGAGGGAGUCUCAUGAACAGGGACGGACGGUGUCCUGGUCUUAG
This is a messenger RNA of Scedosporium apiospermum, 2469 nucleotides long. RefSeq lists its product as uncharacterized. Lineage: Eukaryota; Fungi; Ascomycota; Sordariomycetes; Microascales; Microascaceae. The transcript is spliced from 7 exons. Gene Ontology annotation, molecular function: nucleotide binding; LPPG:FO 2-phospho-L-lactate transferase activity. The coding region runs from base 1 to 2469 and encodes 822 amino acids. The record is from RefSeq and is a predicted model, not a curated record.